This is a messenger RNA of Argentina anserina (silverweed cinquefoil), 2502 nucleotides long. Its product is annotated as probable inactive receptor-like protein kinase At3g56050. The transcript has 9 exons. Bases 337 to 2253 code for a protein of 638 amino acids. Gene Ontology annotation, molecular function: protein kinase activity; protein binding; ATP binding. The record is from RefSeq and is a predicted model, not a curated record. Gene Ontology annotation, biological process: protein phosphorylation. NCBI's taxonomy places the organism in Eukaryota, Viridiplantae, Streptophyta, Magnoliopsida, Rosales, Rosaceae.
AAGCCUUGCCGUGCGCGCGUAUUCUCCCUAGUUCUUAGACCCCUUCGCGUUUUGGGUUGUUUUGACUGUAAAUUAUGAACCUUUUGGGUUCUUCUUGACUUGUUUAGAUUGGUGUUUUCUAUUGUUUAGGUUUUAGAAUAAUAUGAAUUCCUCCUCUAGUGGGUACGGGUUUUCAAACACUUGUGGGGGAGUCUUAAUAAGCUAGCAACUAGUACUAGUACACGUUUUUUGAUCUUUACUCAUCUGCUGCCUUUUCAAAUCUGGUUUGUUGGGGAUAGAGUUGUAGUUCUUUGGUGGUGGUGGUGGUGGUGUUACUGGUGUACAAUUUUGAGAAAGAUGAAUGAUAAGUGGAGGUUCAAUCGGUUUAGAGAUCCUUUGGGGUUUGCGGGCGUGGUGCUUGUGUGGUUGCUGUUUCAGAAUCUGAGCUUAUGUUGGUCUUUGAAUGAUGAAGGUUUGGCGCUUUUGAGGUUUAAAGAGAGAGUAGUGAGUGACCCAUUUGGUGCUUUUUCUAAUUGGAAUGAUGAAGAUGGAGAGGUUGAUCCUUGCUCCUGGUUUGGGGUUCAAUGUUCAGAUGGAAAAGUUGUAGUCUUGAACUUGAAAGAUCUUUGUCUUGGAGGGACGUUAUCACCUGAGCUCAGAAGCCUUGUUCAUAUAAAGUCUAUUAUUUUGCGCAACAAUUCCUUUACGGGGAGAAUUCCUGGAGGCAUUGGAGAGUUGAAGGAACUGGAGGUGUUAGAUUUAGGAUAUAAUAACUUCAGUGGACCACUUCCUGUAGAACUUGGCAGUAAUUCUUCAUUGACAAUCCUUCUACUAGACAAUAACAGGUUCCUUGGGAUCUUAUCUCCUGAAAUUUCAGCAUUGGAGAUGCUUUCCCAAUUUCAAGUUGAUGAAAAUCAACUUUCUGGUGCAACCAAAGAAUCAUCUUGCAAUGAAAGGUCCAUCUCAUGGAAUGUUGCUCGUACUGAGCACUCCUUUCAUGGGAGAUUGCUUGAAGCGGAAGUCUCAGAUAACAAUCAAAAUCGUCCUAGCAACGAUCCACCUGCACCUACGCAUACGCCUACACCUACGCCUACGCCUUCUCCAGCUUCAGAUUCCUCUCCUAGUCCUUCCCCAGGAAGUUCUCUGAAAAAAAGUUCCAAUCAUCGUGUUGCAAUAUUGGCCGGAGCCAUAGGCGGUGGUGCUUCUCUUGUUAUAUUGAUUGCCGUGUUGUAUUUCUAUGGACGCAACAAGGUAGCAACUGUCAAACCUUGGGCAACAGGAUUAAGUGAGCAGCUUCAGAAGGCCUUUGUAACUGGUAUUGCUUCUUUCAAAAAGGAGAAAAUUAAUAUCUGUGUACCAAAUCUUAAGAGAUCAGAGAUUCAAGCGGCUUGUGAAGAUUUCAGUAAUGUUAUAGGUACAUCUUCACCGAUGGGUACAGUGUACAAGGGAACAUUAUCCAGUGGUGUCGAAAUUGCUGUGGCUUCCCUCACAGCAACAUCUGCCAGUGAGUGGAGCAACAAUUUAGAGUUGCAGUUCAGGAAGAAGAUUGAGACGUUAUCGAAAGUGAAACACAAGAAUUUUGUCAGCCUUAUUGGAUAUUGCGAGGAAGAAGAGCCUUUCACUAGAAUGAUGGUUUUUGAAUAUGCUCCUAAUGGCACACUCUUUGAGCAUUUACACAUGAGAGAAGCUGAGCACUUGGACUGGAGAAUGCGAAUAAGAAUCGCGAUGGGAAUGGCCUACUGCCUUGAACAUAUGCACCAGCUGAACCCACCUAUAGCUCACAACAACUUGACUUCUUCAGCUGUUCUGCUAACCGAGGAUUAUGCACCAAAGGUCUCAGAAGUCACUUUCUGGAAUGAGGUAGCUGAAGCCGAGAAACAAUCGUCUGGCUCUAGACUUUCCGAUGGACAAUCAACAAGCCUGGAAAGUAAUGUGUAUAGUUUUGGUGUAAUUUUGUUCGAAAUUGUGACGGGUAGACUCCCUUAUUCAGUGGACAAUGGCUCACAAGACUGGGCCUCUGACUAUUUAAGAGGGGAGCAUCCCUUCAAGGUAAUGGUUGAUCCAACUCUAGAGUCUUUCCAAGAGGAGCAGCUGGAGCAAAUUGGAGAAGUUAUAAGAAUUUGUGUCCAUCCUGACGCUAGACAAAGACCGCCAAUGAGAGACGUCACUGCAAGGCUAAGAGAGAUAAUUGGACUUACACCUGAUGCAGCAAGCCCGAAACUCUCCCCUCUUUGGUGGGCGGAGCUUGAACUCAUGUCUGCGGAUGCAAACUAGAUGCUCAAGAGCAGAUUUUAGGUAUGAAUUCUACUUGUACAUAUAUAACGGAGAUAGCCACAUAGGUGUGCAAAUCUAGUUAAUCUGUACUAUAGUGUUUCUUGUUCAACUGUACAAUGUGAAGAAAGAAAAUGCGAAAGUCACAAUUUGUGAAAUACUCUAUUUGUUCAUUCAAGUAUGAUGAACUUAUAAUGAGAAAGCACCUGAGGGGCAAACAUGAAUUUUGGAAGCAUUUCACUGUCCUAAAAA